Molecule: messenger RNA, 13973 nt
Organism: Paramuricea clavata
Lineage: Eukaryota; Metazoa; Cnidaria; Anthozoa; Malacalcyonacea; Plexauridae
Source: the annotation of a GenBank genome assembly
AUAGGAUUAUGAUUUAUGAAAAUUAAAUUGAAACAAGGAAGAUUUAUCUGUUUUCUUGAUUCAUAGUUUCAUCAUACUAUUACACUAUAUUUAAAACAUGCUUUGGUUUAAAGGAUCCGUAUCAGAAGCUAUUGCUGAGUCAAGAAGGAUUGGAUCGUUAUUUAUUGUUUAUAUAAAAGGUAUGUAUCCAUUAUGAACUUGAUAACUUCUGACUGCUAUAAAAUAUGAUGUCAUAUAUAGUUUUUAUAUAAAAUGAAACUUUAGAGUAAAAAGCUUAAAUUACAGUAAAAUGUAUUAUCUACCCGUUAUGUAUAUUUAUGUAGUAGUUACUAGACUGCUAAAUAAUAUACCCCUGUACUUUGUAAAGGUGAUGAUGAACAGUCAAGGAAAAUGGAUUCUGUUUGGGAAAAUGAAAAGGUUGGCUUCAUAGUCUUAUAUAAAAUCAUGUUUUAAGUGAAUAUAAUCAUGGUUUAUGUUGAGGAUACACAUGUAAUUUUUUAUCGCACCAGCAGUGCAAUGGGGAAUAUAUGUAAUUGCAUUUAAUAAUUACACGAAACUGAUGAAAGUAGAAAUUGCCUGAUUGUGUAUCAUAUUCUGUGUGGCAAUCAGCAAUGCAAUACUUUCUUUCACUAAUUUCCUCACAAUUACUUCCUUGGCCUGGGAAUCAUGAAUUCGCUCACAAGUUAUGAGAAUGAGGCUCCACGCUUGGCCACUUGCAGGCGCAAGGAGUUCAAAAUUCAUAACAUAAUUAUUGAAAGGGUGUAUUUAUUUAUUUAUUUUUGUUUUAAUUGUAUUAUUUUUAUUUAUUUAUUUAUUUUAAAGUUUUCGCCUAUACAUACAAAAAAAAGAUAAAAUAUAGAAUUACAGAAAUAGGGCUAGAGGUCUACUAGAAACCAAACUAAGGCUUUUGAUUAAUUAAGACCUCUAGGUCAUAAGUAUUUGAUUAUUUACAUUGAUGGUCAGAACUUAAAGUAAGUUAAUAGAAAAUAAAGAUGAAUUUGAAGAAUUUUUAUAUAUUUUUUCAAUGUGCAAUAGGAUUUGAAAUUUUUUAAGUCAGUAUUUAACUCAUUCCAGAUGUUUACACCCUUAUUGUGGAGUGAAAUUAUUAUUUACCCUUAUUGUGGAGUGUAUUGUAAAUUGAUGCCUUCGGCCAUAAUAGGCCAUGGGCUGUUGUGGGAAAAAGUGCUUAGAAUAGCACUUUUGUGGCACCCUGGGGAAUAGAUUUUCUGUGGUUCAAUGCAUAGUACCAUAGAUGCUCAAUUACCAAAAAAGUUCCCGGCAAGCAAAAAACUUGCCCAAUACCGAGAAAAUGGGUGAUCAGUGAUUAUCCUCUAUUAAAUUGUAUUACGGUACUGACAGCAAGAAAAUGUGAAAUUUUGUAUUCAAUUACAACAAAAAUGACUUGAUCAGAAAGCUUACAAAAACCUACACAAGUCAUACAGUAAGACAUUUAAACAGUUUUUUUAUAUCUCAAAUUGUUUUUGAGUUAUAUGCUCUAGCUUAUUGUGGCAUUUUGUCCCAAUUAAAAACAGCAAUAUAAUAUAACUCAAAGACUUUUUUGUAUGUUUUCUGAUGAUGCAAGUCAUUUUUAUUGAAUUGAUCACCCAUUUCCUCGGUAUUGGGCAAAGUUUUUGCUUCCAAGGAACUUUUUUUGGUAGUAAUGUACCUAGUAUAUUCCCACAUGGGUGCCAUGAAGCAAAAUAAUUUUGGCCAAUGGCCCACAGCCUAUAAUUGAUUAAUUGAUAAAAUUUAUAAUUAUAUGUACAUACCUUUAUUUAGAUAAAGGAUGUUUGUGUAUCAGAUUGCACUGCCAUACAAUUACUUGCUGAUAGGUAAAAUUAUAACAUCCUUUAUUAUUAUCACCCAUAUGUUGUGCCCAUUACUCUCUCCUUGAUGAGUGAGUGAAAUCGUCUGGUGUUGGACAGGGUAAAAUAAUGAGUAUGGAGGUCAGGCCUCGAAUUUCCCUGAAAUCAAUCAACGGCAAUGGCGUUAAAGAUUGCCGUAGAACGUAACAUCUGUUGAUGGCAAUUUUGACAGUUUCCACGGCAUUUUUCAAAUUACUGUAAUAAAACUUUAAUUUUAUUGUUAUUUUUCGAAAAAAACUGAGACUAAAAUAGUGAUUUACACAUGAUUUGAUCAACAUCUGAAUUCAAGUAUCAAAAUAGUAAUGCACAGUGAAUAGUAUAAAAAUUGCACUAUACGGCAAAAAAUUGCCGUUGUUGCCGCAAUGAUCCACAGCAUUUUGUUCUCCCUCUACGGCAAUUGCUGCGAUUGCCGUGAUAAAAUUCGAGCCCUGAUGGAAGUACUCUCUCAAGGUGUUAAAUUUUAAUUAUCAGUCAAUCACUAAUAAAAAUUUUUUUUAAUUUUAAUGAUUCGCCCAUGAUAUUAGAUGAUUCUUGUCAUAAUAUUUUGUUUUCUACAGCAAUGAACUCAAACAAUUCGCAUCAAUUUGUAUCCUUUGCUGCAUAUUGUCAGGUGUAUUUAAACAAUGUAAAGUAAUUCAGACUUAUUUGGGCAUAUUGCAUGUUAAAAGAUUUUUAUUUAUUUAUUUAUUUAGCUUUGCCAAUGGCAGGGUCACCACAACAGCAUAUGCCAAUUACUGUUGGCCCUUUUUACCUGACCCACCCUGUCAACCUUCCCUGUGGGAGGAAAUCGAAGUACCCGGAGAAAACCCACGACUUUCAACAGAGCGUUGACUUUUUCUCCCUUCACACGAGGACUGGGUUCAAGUCGCAUAGAGAAAGUUCCCACUGAGACUUGAACCUGCGACCUUAGAGGUGAAAGGGAAGUGCGCUAACCACUUCGCCACUGAAGCCCCUUACUCAAAUCGAUUUGGAGAUUGAAAGGUCACGUGACUGCAUGGAAAACGGGAGACUCUGAUCAAAGCGUGAUGGUAGGAACCUUUGUUUUGAUCAUCCAAUCCACCUCAAGAUGCAUUGUAAAUGUGUAAAAAUAUUUAUAAGCUCUGUUAAUUUAUAGGCUACAGUAUAUGUGCUUUUAACACAUCAUUUACAAUGCAUCUUGAGGUGGAUUAGGUAAUCAAAACAAAGGUUCCUACCAUCACGGUUUGAUCAGGGUCUCCUGAUUUCCAUGCAGUGACCUUUCAAUCUCCAAAUUGAUUUGAGUUUGAACCACAGAUGGAUUUUCAGAUUUUGCUCGGGGGGGGGGGGAUUGAAGGGGGGAUGUGAGUGAGCAAGCUGCAGCAGGGGUCUGCCCCCCUGACAAAAUUUUUGGUCUUAAUUUACAUAGUUCAAAAUCCUUGUUAGUCUUAUUUCAAUCACAUUACUGUCAUUUGAUCCAAUAAGCAUUUAAAUUUUUGAGGGGGUGCAAAUUUCUCUAGAUGGGAUGGGAAAACUUUGUGAGGUGUGCAAAAUAUUUUGGGGGUGCACACUCCCCUGCACUCCUGCAGAAAACCUAUCUAUGGUUUAACCUCCCAAUUUUUCAGAAAGAUUACAAAAAUCAGUUUAAAAAACCUUUCUGGUUAAAAAUGUAUGCACAGUGUAUGUUGCCUUUUACAGUAUGGUUAGCAAUUUAUAAUUAUUACAUUUUUAAAAUAAAAAUGAACAACUACUGUAUGUAUAAAAACUGUUAAAAUUGGUAACAAAAUUUUAAAAAUAUUUGAAGUGAGUCUUUGCCAAAGACAUUCUGGAGGCAAAGUACAAAGGUUUGAAAAAAUUGCCAACCGACCAAUUUUAGGGUAUCUACAGAGUACAAUAUCGUUGGAAAAAGGAAAUUUGUAAAUAAUUAAUCUUAACUGCAUUGUAUCAGAUCCUGUUGUGUGCAUUCCUUGCACAUAUCUUCUUGAUGGUGCUGGCACACCAUUGGAGAUUAUUGCUGUAUCACUGCCUGCUGAACAGUUUUUAGACAAAAUUCAACAAACAAUUCAGGUACUUUAUUUAAGCUUUGUUGUAGCAUGAGUAGAUAUAAUCAUGUAUAAUGUUGAAGGGUUUUUGUAGAUGGAAAUCUCAAGUGUAAAUUUUAUACAUUUUUUAGACCUAACCAGUUGCGAAUCCUGAUAUUUAUAGAUAAUCAUAUAAAUCCUGAUAAUCAUAUAAAUCCUGAUAAUCGCAUAUUGUAGUUAUGACAGGUUUAAACUUGUUUUGCACUUCAACCGUAUCGUACCGUAGUAUUUUCUUUUGUGUCGAAGUCAUUUAGUUCCACACACCACUCAGGAAACAAAGAAACGUAGCGACGUUUCGGUACGAUAGGAUUGAAGUGGAAAACUAGCUUUAUGGCAUGUGGACCGUGUGAUACAAUUUUAGCACUACCCUCGGCUCUGAUCCCUGCACUCUCUUAAUAUGUACUAUAUUAAUGCAUGCUAAAAUUAAUUGUACUCAAAAUUAGAGAAACCACAGUCAGUCAGUUGCCUCCAAUGCAUAUCAUACGAGAAUUUAAUUAACAUAAUAUAUGAAACAUUGCCAAAAAAUAGUAAAAUACCCGGUGUAGUCUUUAAAUGUAGGUUUACAUAAUUGGUACGGAACGCCUAAUUGUAACAUUGACCUUCCAUGGUUUGAGCAAUUUUCGAUGAGAUCUCGGGGGCGUAAAAACUACAAAUCUAGGGUCAGGGGUGCAAAUCAGUUCCUAGGUGCAGCCACGCUCUGGGGCAGCACAUCAAGAGCUAGUCAACAUGACCAAAUGGGUUAUGAAAACAAUGAAAUUUCGAGGGUUUGGAAUCACUUUCCAGGAGCCCUAAAAUUUUUCUCUGAAAAAAUGUCUUCUUUGAUUAAGUCACUGAUCUUGUUUUCCUAUAGAAACAUCGAGCUCAAUUUCCUAAAGUGGAACGUCGUUCUCAGGCAGAAGUCAAGCCAGUAUCUUCACCAAGCACCUUGUUACAAUCCGGUGCAUCUACGAGCAAUGGACCAGUAUGUUGAAAGUGCCUCAUUAUGUUUAAAAUCAUUAAAAUACAAAUUUUUAUCAACACGGACGUCUGAGUGCCGAGGAGAGUCUGAAACUGUUUUUGUGUCAGUUUGUGGUAAUCUUCAACAUAUAUGAGAAUUUUAAAGUUUUUUGCUUCCUGCACGAGCGCUAUGAUGCAAAAUGCCGCCAAAAUUAGUUACACCUAUUUUUGGGUGACGUCCAUGUUAACGAAAACGUCUCUUGCUUAAGCUAUUACUAAAGAAAACCUCAAAGACAUUAAGAUAACCGAGGAUUUGGUGCAUGUUCUACAUGCAACGUCUCUUGCUUAAGCUAUUACUAAAGAAAACCUCAAAGACAUUAAGAUAACCGAGGAUUUGGUGCAUGUUCUACAUGCAUGUUCUACAUGCAACGUCUCUUGCUUAAGCUAUUACUAAAGAAAACCUCAAAGACAUUAAGAUAACCGAGGAUUUGGUGCAUGUUCUACAUGCAUGUUCUACAUGCAACGUCUCUUGCUUAAGCUAUUACUAAAGAAAACCUCAAAGACAUUAAGAUAACCGAGGAUUUGGUGCAUGUUCUACAUGCAUGUUCUACAUGCAACGUCUCUUGCUUAAGCUAUUACUAAAGAAAACCUCAAAUACAUUAAUAUAACCGAGGAUUUGGUGCAUGUUCUACAUGCAUGUUCUACAUGCAACGUCUCUUGCUUAAGCUAUUACUAAAGAAAGCCUCAAAGACAUUAAGAUAACCGAGGAUUUGGUGCAUGUUCUACAUGCAACGUCUCUUGCUUAAGCUAUUGCUAAAGAAAACCUCAAAGACAUUAAGAUAACCGAGGAUUUGGUGCAUGUUCUACAUGCAACGUCUCUUGCUUAAGCUAUUACUAAAGAAAACCUCAAAGACAUUAAGAUAACCGAGGAUUUGGUGCAUGUUCUACAUGUGGAGAUCAACUCUGUGGACUGUGGAGAGCAACUCUGUGGACUGGGAUGGAGAAACUUAUUGUGAUUUUUGGUUAGCCAGUCAUUUAUCUCCUUCCACCUCAGUCCUAUUGUAUAUAUAUAUGCAAAUAUGCAAUAUUAUCAAGUAUCUUCAUUAGUUGACAAAAUUUGUUGGCCAAGAGACAGUGCAUGCAUUGUUCACUAUAUAUUGCUAAAAUCUAUACUGUACUUACUCCCAUAGCUGGUGGUGAUAAUAGAUUUGUGUCAUUAAAUGUAGGCAAUUCCCAUACAGUCUCGCCAUUUGUGUUAUUGUAGUAUAUUCUGCCUUCCUCAUCUUUUGAUGACUGCCACUUUUACGAAAGAAAUUUAUGACAGAUUAUAAUACAAAAUGCUUAUCUUAUGCAGUAAACUUACAGUAACAUGAAUAUCAAGGCCAAUUAAUUUUAAUACAAUAUUAUGUAUAUUCAAUACACAAAGUUCCAGUAUUGGAACAUCGAAUACAUGGGUAAAUAACUUAUGGAGAAACUUAUUCUUUGAUUGAUUUUUAGAUUGAAGGAAGAGAGAACUCUGAACAAACUUUGGAUGAUAGAGUUGCAAGGUUAAAUAUCUGUUUGUGUCACUGAAUUGCCAUUGUUUUUUUUUUAUGAGAAGUUGAGUUCAAACUGUCCAAGCUAGGGUUAGGGGUUCGUGUUAGGGAUGAAAUUGGAUGAGAUUGAAAAUGUUUACGUUUAAUAAUUGUUGGUAAUAUACCUGUAUAUAUAUAGGGAACGUAUUAUAUGCCUGAUUAAACUCAAACUCGACAUAAAUUCAUGUAUUAUAACAUCCCUUCAACACCUCUACUUACAGUAUCUACGAUAGAAACUUCAUACUGAUAUAAACGUUUCGUUGGGGAAGUACCUACAGCAUUUAUAGUUAACAUAUAUAUUCUCUGUCGAGCCACGUGAGCUUAUUUUAGGGACCUUGCAACGCUUACUUACUGCCGUUGAAACUAACAAUGAAUUCCAGAAAAAUGUUUCAGUUGUGUUUAAUAGAUAGGGCACUGGGCUUGUUUGAGAUGUCUUGCAUAUUACUGUAUGCUUCUUAGAGCAAAGAAAUUAAUUGAAGAUAAGAAGAAAGAGAAAGCAGAAAAAGAAAAGGAGGUUGGAUGUUUUAUAUAAUGUAUUUACUUAUGCCCAUCACACCAUCUAGGGUAUAGGCCAUGAACAACGGUCCUUUGUCCUGGAACUUUAUAUAAUAAAGGUCGGAACAAAAGUCCGAUUAAAAGUUCUGUCUUGAAACUCAAGGUUUGAGAAAAAAUAAGAGGAGAGAAAAAUUUCAAUGUGCUAUUUCGAAUUUAUUAAGAAUUCAUUGUCAGACAAUUUCUGCUAGCAUGCCAAUUUGAUAGACAGCUUUGACAGAGCUGAUUGCGCUAUCCAGUUUUAAUUAUAAAGAAUGUAAGUUUAGUUUAGCUUAAUUAAGUACUGGGUUAUAACUUUCUCCACCAGGAUGCACGACGAAAGGAAGCAGAAAGAAGAAAAGAAGGACAUGCGUUAUCAAAAGCAAAAGCAGAAAAAGAGGAAAUGCUUGCUCAACAAAUGGCGGAGAGGAUAAGAACUGAGAAGGCAAAAGACAAGGCCGCAAAAGAAGCCAUACGGCAGAAGAUUGCACAAGACAGAGCAGAACGAGCUGCAAGGGAGGAUGUACAAAAACGAGAAAGACAGCAUGUAGCAGCGAGGAUAGACCCGAGAUUAGAUCGGAAUGAAGCCAAUGUACAUUGGUAAAUGUAGUUUAAAGGCCGUUUUUCACUAGGCGGAAUUUUCCACGCGGAGCGGAAUUUUUCUUUGUCUUGUAAUUUCUCGUGUGGAACUAAUUAAAAAAGACAAAGAGAAAUUCCGCUCUGCGCGGAAAAUUCGGCCUAGUGGAAAAUGGCCUUAAUGUUUCUUAAUUCUCGCGUAAUUUUCAUCCCUGAAUGGGUAACGAUGAAUAUUAAUUGUUCUAAGGGUGGGGGGUGGGGAGGUUGGCCAAAUUUUAUCUCUCCUGUUAACUGUAUUUUCUUUUUUAGUUCGGAAGUUCGUCUUCAGUUUCGUCUACCUGAUGGUAGUUCAGUGACGCAAAAUUUUCCUCCUGACGCUCUCCUUGACACAGCAAGAGAAUUUAUUUGUUCGGUUCGUAUGUCUCCUAAGGCCCAACAGACCCUGUGAUUCCGUUUUCCCGACCGAGUCUCCUUCUGCUGACCUUAUUAUUUAUGUGGUUGGCUUGUUUACCAACCGUCCCUAUUUUUUAUACCAUGCCCACUAUAAGGCCCGUUUCAGACGGCGUACUCUUCAUGUGCCGAACUUAAUUGAUGAAUUAGGUACGGCAGAAGAGCGGCGUAUGAAUCAAUUAAGUACGGCAGAAUUUGGAGCGGCAAAAGUUCGACACAAGUUCGGCAGAGCUUGUCGCAUUAUGCGACGUUGGAGCGACAUUGAUUCAUACGCCGCUCUACUCAAUACUCAUGUGCCAAACUUAACUCAACUUUAGUCUAAAAAUAAACUUAUUUAUUUUGAAUUUUAUUGAGGUUUCGCUGACAAAUGCGCCCCAACCUUGUCAAUAUAUAUAACAUAGUAUUUGGUACGCCGUUUGAAUCACUGCCGUUCUUGUGUCGCAUCUAAUACAAUUAAGUUCGGCACAUGAAGAGUACGCCGUCUGAAACGGGCCUGAGACCGGUAUAUUGCGUUUUUUUGUCUUAUUACUCGUAAUUGCGUAAUAAGUGUACAAGUUGCACGGGCAUGUUGGACAGGUAAAAACGGUGAAACGUUUAUCAUAAUUGCAAAAUUGAUGCAAUGCGUAUGUUAUACUCCUGGCGAAUUAUGCACACAUAAGCACGCACAAGCAAAGCAACAAGGUAAUAAGCAUGCAGGGGAAUAAACACACAUAAGCAAGCAAUAGUGUAACAGGGUAACAAGGUAAUAAGCACGCAGGGAGUAAACACACACAAGCAAAGCAAUAAGGUAAUAAGCAUGCAGGGGAAUAAGCACACAUAAGCAAGCAAUAAGGUAACAGGGUAAUAAGGUAAUAAGCAUGCAGGGAGUAAACACACGCAAGCAAAGCAAUAAGGUGAUACGGGUAAUAAGGUAAUAUGCAUGCAGGGAGUAAACACACACACACACAAGCAAGAGCAAAUAACUAACGGUCUUAAAACAGGCAUCAUUUGCUAUUUUUUUCGUUGCUUGCUUUAUGAUACACCCAAGAAUGGCGUCCGUUGUCCACAGUUAUUGCUCCUUGAAAUGUUUAUGUGUUGUGACAAUGCCAAGUGAUCACACUCAUUGCCACUGCUGACCGAUGUCAAACAAAAAUUUUAAAAAUUAAUUUCCGAACUACAUAGUAGCAUAUUUUUCGGGAUAUGAAACCGGAACCACAGGUUUUUUGUUAGGUCUAAUGAAUAUAUUUUUGUAAUUUGAAACACACUGUGAUGCGAUCUCCUAAAUUUAGGAGCUGAAAUAAGUGACUGUGAGCUGAAAUAAGUGACUGUGAUCUCCUAAAUUUGGGAGCUGAAAUAAGUGACUUUGCAUCGGAGCUGAAAUAAGUGACAUGCUGCAUGAUUAACUUUGUAACUAAGUUUUAAUAAUUUUGAAAGCCUAAUAAGUUUUUAAUUAAUGAAGUAAAUUUGCACUGAACUUGAAAACUGGAUGAGAGGUUUUAAUGAAAUUGCAGAAACUGAUAUUUGUAAUAUAGGCACUCAUUGUUGAAGGAUUUUGUAGAUGGAAAUUUCGAGUAUAUGAUUUUUAUUUAUUAGACCUAGCAAGAGCAGUUCCUGCCAGAGGGCUUAUAGUUGAAUUUUUCGCAACUUUUCCUGGUUAGGUCUAAUAAAUAUAUAAAAUUUUUACUCGAAAUUUUCAUCUACAAAAUCCUCCAACAAUUAGUUCUAUAUCGAGUGAGAUGCCUAAAAUCGUGAUAUUUUUAGUAUAAGCACUCCCCAAUAUUUUGCAAAGUGUCUGUUGCUCUUUUUAAUCGACCCUUUUAUAUCAUUAUUCAGCGAAUUAAUUCUCAAAAACAAGUGACAUUUUGGACCACGUUUCCCCGUAAACACCUUGGGGUAGAAGAUUUUACGAAAACUCUGAGUGAACUUGGUCUGGCUCCGAGUGCAGCUUUGAUUGUUGAUCUGGUAAGAUUCACUACCACUUGUACAUACAUACAACCGCUAGGAGACUGAUUUCCAUGAGGGGCGUGAAAUAUAGAAUUAACUAUUUACAAAAAAUAAAGAAAUAUGAAAAAAAAGAUAAAAUAAGACUAUACUGCGGGAAAAGGGAACAAGAGAAUACAAUGAUUUUUAAGCACGAUCAUACACGAGCAAGUUUCAACUCAUUCUUUGUUUUAAUAGAGAAUGAGUUGAAAUGUAGUUGUAUAUUAUCUACACUUGUGUGACCUUUGUAGAUAAUACAACUGCUUGAUAAUUAUAAAAAUAAUAUAAUAACGACCUUCCAGCGAAGGCACUUCGUCUGGACAUUAGUAACAUAUAGUUAGGGCCAUCGCUUGAAAUGUGAAGUUCUUUUUAUAUUUUUCAGGUAAUUGUAUAAUCUGCAAAAGUUCGCAGUUUGUAUUCUUCACUACCUAUACAGUAUAUACUGGCACCACCGUUCGUGAUUUUAUCAUAUGUGUGGUGUAUCUAUACAUUAAAGCCUGGUUUCCAUAUGGUCGUAACGGUCGUAAAAAUUGAGUCACGAUCUUUCUCAUCAGCCGAAGUACAACAUUUUAGAACUGAAAAUACGCGGAGUGAUUAUAACUAGAGAAUAUACUUAUGAUUUAUAUAUGGUUUACAGGUAUAAACCUUUGAGAAAGAUCGUGACUCUAUUUUUACGACCAUCACGACCAUAUGAAAACCAGGCUCAAUUAUCAUAAACAUUCUUUGCAAAAUAUGCAGCAUGAGCGACUGUGUUGUAUCAGAUAUUUAAUAAGCAUGUGAAACGCAUGAAGGACCUAACUAGCCGUGUGCUUUCAAGCAAUUAUUAAAAAAGUGAUUUCAACUGAGAAAAUUGAAGAAAACGUUUAUGCAAAUCAGGAGAAUGCUGUGUAACACUGGAAUUUUUUUUCAAAAUCUUUAUUGUGGAAAUAGUAUGGAAAUUUGUUGAAAAUAGUAUGGAAAUCCUAUUUUCAUACUAAUUGCAAUUUCCAUAUUAUGGAUACAUUAUGGAAAUAGUAUGGAUAUAUGCUGUAUACUAUGGACUUACUGUAGUGAUGCAAUUGCAAAUCCCAUUGUAUGGAUUUCACUCUUUUUUCCAGUGUAAUGUGGAUACACCAGAACCAUUAUACAUUUCCUUUUAACUUCCCAUAAAUACUUUCCACAUCAGUGAAAUCUGGAGUCGCUCUAACGCCUUCAACACCGAUUAAGAGCACUUUUCAUAACACCGAGUAAGAGCACUUUUCAUAAAGUUAAUGUCUUUAUAUAUAAAUUAAGAGCGUUGUACAUUCUAUAAGUGGGUUUCACUAAGCACUAUAUUAUCAUGGAACAGAAAGUGGUCAAUCGAUAGUUAUCAGAGUUUGAAAAUGAUCUUAUUUUUCCCCUUCAAAAAUAGGAACCGGUGCCAUGCGGGGGAGGCUACAAUCCUGAACAAAACAUUUCUAAUGCGACAUGCGACUAAUUAUUUUACCAACUUUCGUAAUAUCCCAAAUUUGGGAAACCUCCCCGUUACCCCCACCAUUCAAUGUUCAUUGCAUUCCCAGAAUACGGUUAGGGAGCGAGUAAAUUAUUCUGGUCUAAUAGCAAAAGAAAGCCACACAGAAAUGUUUUAAUAGACUGUCACUGCUGGUUUUGACCAGAUUGUAGGUUCGCCCGAUGAACAUACUUAUAAAUGUAAUUGAAAUAUUAUAGACAUCAAGUACCUCAAGCAGUUCUCGUGGAUCAAACAGUUCGUCAUCUGUAACUUCACUUCUCUCACUCAUCUUGGCGCCGCUCUUGGCUUUGGUUUCAUUUAUCAAAUUGCUUUUGUUCGCGUCACCACAACAGCCCCGAGGAGCUGUACAGCAAGAUACAAACCAAGCAACAACAAGUACUACAGCGAGGUAAUUAGUUAUUAUAAAUAAAUUAAUGUAACAUAUGUUGUGGUAAUAUAAGCUAUUGUAAAGUACCACGUCAAUUUUUAUCAUUUUAUUUUGGAAAUGUGUUAAACGUUAACUUAUUUUGAAGAUGAAUUUUGAAACAAAAUUGGAUUUGCGUUAAAAAGUGAAUUCUGCAUUACUAAGGAACCAAUUCACAACAUUUCUAACGUAGGCUACUACGGUAGACAUUUAUUGCUUUCUGGUAUCUUUAAAAGUAUUUCCAUUCCAUUUUAAGAAAGUUUCGGAUUGAUAGGGAUACAACUACCCGAAAAAAACAAAGAGAACUUCGACGUUUCGAGCGAAGCCUUCGUCGCUAUACUAACUUCUCGACGAAUAGCCUUCACUCGAAAGUCCAAGUUCUCCAUGUAUUUUUCAGGUAGUUGCAUCCCCAACAACCCGAAGCUUUCUUAUUAUUGGCAUUCCGAAGUUGAUGGGUGGACUGGGGACGAGUGUUAAAAAGUGCCCAAAUUAAGAAAUGAACCAAAUCACUAAAAAGACCACCUCAAAAUUAAUAAGUACACAAAAUUUGAAACCGUUUACAUGAAUACCCUUCGAAUAAUAAGCUUUUGAAAAUUGUGAAAUUACUGAUUAAAAGAUUGUUUUUGGGACGCGCGUCCCCAAAAACAAAAAUAGGCACGCUAAGCGUGCAUGUGGCUACCGCUUGCACCCAUAGGAAAAAAAGAUCAAAGUGCCGACACAAGCACACUCCCAGAAAUUAAGAAAUUUUUGUGAUACCCCUCAGAAAAAACGCAAAGAUCAAAGGAUGCCGAUGCACACAACCCCUCAGAAAUGGCUUUUUCAAACCCCCGUCACAUUAAAUGGAAUGGCCCAUUUUAUUUUUAAAAUAGUAACUAAGCUGACAGUAUUUACGUGAAAAAUUUCAACUUUUAAAUUAUAACUACUUACCUUCUAUAUAUUACGAUAAUACCAGACCUCUUCAGGAACCAGUUGGAAAACACAAAAAGGAACCAGUUGGAAAACGUAUUAAAGAUAUAAAUAUAAACACAGUAUUAUUAUUAUAAACUAUAUGACAGAUGCAUGCUCGCGAGCGCUUGUCGAUAUCGGUCGACGGUUCCCGACCGUGACAUAAAUGCAGUCCAAACCCCUCAAGCACUCGCUGACUAUAUGGCUACACAAAAAUUACAGUACAUUUCAUAGUAAAUAUCGCGAUUUUCGAAAGAUUAUUCGAAGGGUAUUCAUGUAAACGUCCUCAAACUUUGUAUACUUACUAAUUUUGAGGUGGUCUUUUUAGUGAUUUGGUUCAUUUCUUAAUUUGGGCACUUUUUAACACUCGUCCCCAGCCCUCUCAUCAACUUCAGAAUGGCUAAUUAUUGGCACAACUUGCACUGGCACAGACCGUUCAAGAUUAUACCAUUCAAUUUUAGGUUUAUGUUACCACAGGAAGUCUGAGUCAUCAUUCUGUAAACUUCUUUAUUUUCAGUUCGUCUUCAUCGCCUGCGGCAUCUGAAGUACGUAAAAGAACACGAGAUGAUCAAAAUGAAGACCGCUUCAAGAAAGAUGGAAAGAUUCAUUCUUUUAAACAGUCUGACAACGAUGACGAUGAGAACAACACAUGGAAUGGAAAUUCAACGCAGCAAAUGUGACAUUUAAUGCAAAUAAUGAACGUGGCAAUGUAGUUGUAGAAAUUUUUGGAGCCCAAUAUGUAGAAAUUUGAGUUCCUUUCUCGGGUACAAGAACUUUGGAUGAUUAUUUUUUCACGUUAUUUUUUCGAGUUGGUACUUUUUCUUUGCGGGGUAAAUACGGCUUAUUGAUAUGGGGUUUUCCUUUGCAAGCUUUUAGAAAACUUGCAGACCAUUAAUCUGUGCCAUUGUUUUUAUUCUACCCGAGAAACCACCAAGAUCCAGAAAUGUAGGUCUGCUAUCAUAUGGAAUUGUAACUCGUGAAACUGAGAACAUUUGUGUCCGUUAGGACAAUACAAAAAGGCACAUAUAAUUAUAUACUCUCAGAUUGCCAACCAAAUGUAUUUGAUUUUAUCCGUUUUCUGUCACGUAUUCAUUACCAAUUGCGCCUGCACAAAUAUCGUAACCAGUAAAUAAAUACCAAUUGAGGAAAUUGUAUUCAUUGAAGUGACUUAGUCAAUUCUUCAAUAAAAUCAGGAUCUUGAAAAAGGCA